CCCAGCCCAGCUGCCCUCUGGACCCCGCGGGCUCCAGCCAAGGCCCCUUCCUGAGUUCCGCAGGCGCAACCCGGGGGCUGCCGGGCGGAGGGGUCCCGGGGCGGUGCCAGGGCGCAAUCCAGGAGGGCGGCCGGGAGGAGGAGGCGCGCGCGGCCAUGCACACCGUGGCUAUGUCGGGGCCCAACGCCUCCUGGGGGGCGCCGGCCAACGCCUCGGGCUGCCCGGGCUGCGCCGCCAACGCCUCGGACGGCCCGGUCCCUGCGCCGCGGGCAGUGGACGCCUGGCUUGUGCCGCUCUUCUUUGCGGCGCUGAUGCUGCUGGGCCUGGUGGGGAACUCGCUGGUCAUCUACGUCAUCUGCCGCCACAAGCCGAUGCGGACCGUGACCAACUUCUACAUCGCCAACCUGGCGGCCACAGACGUGACCUUCCUCCUGUGCUGCGUCCCCUUCACGGCGCUGCUGUACCCGCUGCCUGCCUGGGUGCUCGGCGAUUUCAUGUGCAAGUUCGUCAACUACAUCCAGCAGGUCUCGGUGCAGGCCACGUGCGCCACUCUGACCGCCAUGAGCGUGGACCGCUGGUACGUGACGGUGUUCCCGUUGCGCGCCUUGCACCGCCGCACGCCCCGGCUGGCGCUGGCUGUCAGCCUCAGCAUCUGGGUAGGCUCUGCGGCGGUGUCUGCGCCGGUGCUCACCCUGCACCGCCUGUCACCGGGGCCUCGCGCCUACUGCAGCGAGGCCUUCCCCAGCCGCGCCCUGGAGCGCGCCUUCGCGUUGUACAACCUGCUGGCGCUGUACCUGCUGCCGCUGCUCGCCACCUGCGCCUGCUAUGGGGCCAUGCUGCGCCACCUGGGCCGGGUCGCCGUGCGCCCCGCGCCCGCCGAUAGCGCCCUGCAGGGGCAGGUGCUGGCCGAGCGCGCGGGCGCCAUGCGGGCCAAGGUCUCGCGGUUGGUGGCGGCAGUGGUCCUGCUCUUCGCCGCCUGCUGGGGCCCCAUCCAGCUGUUCCUGGUGCUGCAGGCGCUGGGCCCCGCCGGCUCCUGGCACCCGCGCAGCUACGCCGCCUACGCGCUUAAGACCUGGGCUCACUGCAUGUCCUACAGCAACUCCGCGCUGAACCCGCUGCUCUACGCCUUCCUGGGCUCACACUUCCGACAGGCCUUCCGCCGCGUCUGCCCCUGCGCGCCGCGCCGCCCCCGCCACCCCCGCCGGCCCGGACCCUCCGACCCCGCCGCCACGCACGCGGAGCUGCACCGCCUGGGGUCCCACCCGGCCCCUGCCAGGGCGCAGAAGCCAGGGAGCAGUGGGCUGGCCGCGCGCGGGCUGUGCGUCCUGGGGGAGGACACUACCCCUCUCUGAGCGAACCCGGUGGGAAUCCGAGCGGCUCCCUUCGGAGCGGGGACUACUGGAACAGCGGCUAUUCUUCUGUUAUUAAUGUUUUUCUUACUGUCCGAGAUCAACCGUGCAAAUGUUUUGGUCUCUUGUGACGUUCAGUGCAGUUUUGUUGUGAUGUUUGCUAUUGAUAUUGAAAUGAUAAUUUCUGUGUUUCCUGAAAUUAAACGUGUCAACACAGGACUUUCUGGAUCAUUCCAGAAAGUGUCAGACGUUUUCUCAUUGUUUUGUA
Molecule: messenger RNA, 1617 nt
Organism: Cercocebus atys (sooty mangabey)
Lineage: Eukaryota; Metazoa; Chordata; Mammalia; Primates; Cercopithecidae
Gene: KISS1R
Product: KISS1 receptor
Exons: 5
Coding region: 156-1352 (398 amino acids)
Biological process (GO): neuropeptide signaling pathway
Cellular component (GO): membrane
Molecular function (GO): G protein-coupled peptide receptor activity
Source: RefSeq, a predicted model, not a curated record